AUGAGGGCCAUUGCAAUCGUGCUACUCUUGGUGGCCGCCGCUGCAGGCCAGCAGAAACGCGAGGCUGAACCUGGAUACGGACACGGGAUCGGCCAUGGCUUUGGCUUAGGCUUCGGCAUUGGCCACGGUCACGGCAUUGGCCACGGUCACGGCAUUGGCCACGGUCACGGCAUUGGUCAUGGAUUUGGCAUCGGCCACGGCCAUGGAAUUGGCUUUGGUCAUGGGCACGGUCAUCAUGGUCAUGGGCAUACAGUUGUUACUGAAGUAGUCCAUGGUGGUUAUGGCCAUGGUCAUGGAAUCGGAUUUGGACAUGGCAUUGGCCAUGGCAUUGGUCAUGGACAUGGAAUCGGCUUUGGGCAUGGGCAUGGCAUCGGCUUUGGACAUGGUCACGGCUUUGGUCACGGAAUCGGACUUGGCCACGGUUUUGGACACGGCUACGACCACGGCAUCUACAAGCGCGAAGCCAAAGCCGAACCCGAAGCCAAGGCCGACCCGAAGGCAGAACCCGGCUUUGCCCAUGGCUUUGGAGGCCACGGCUUCGGCGGUCAUGGUUUUGGCGGACAUGGGUUCGGUGGCCAUGGAUUCGGGCAUGGUGGCCAUGGAUUUGGACAUGGUGGCUUUGGAUUAGGUCAUGGCUUCGGUCACGGAUUCGGUCACGGCAUCGGCCAUGGCCACGGUCACACCGUCAGUCAUGAAGUUGUCCAUGUUGGGCAUGGCCACGGUCAUGGUCAUGGAUUUGGACACGGCCAUGGAAUCGGGCUUGGUCAUGGGUUCGGACAUGGUCAUGGGUAUGGACACGGUCACGACGUGCACAUAAUUGAACACGGCCAUGGAUUCGGUCACGGGAUUGGCCAUGGUUUCGGUCACGGGAUCGGCCAUGGUUUCGGUCACGGGAUUGGCCAUGGUUUCGGACAUGGUUUUGGCCACGGAGGAUAUGGCCACCAUUAG
This is a messenger RNA of Penaeus indicus, 948 nucleotides long. RefSeq lists its product as uncharacterized. The transcript has 2 exons. NCBI's taxonomy places the organism in Eukaryota, Metazoa, Arthropoda, Malacostraca, Decapoda, Penaeidae. The record is from RefSeq and is a predicted model, not a curated record. Bases 1 to 948 code for a protein of 315 amino acids.